GGCUACCAUCAGGGAACUACUACGUCAUAGACACAGACUAUGACAACUACUCCAUCGUGUACUCGUGUUCUGACGUAUAUGGAUUCACGCACGUUGAACUGGCUUGGAUUAUGUCCAGAGAGAGAAAUGGUGUGACCCGCCGCCAGAGGUCAAAGUUGUACAGCCGAUUAUCAAGUCUGGGGAUCGACACUACUCAGUUCAUCGAGUCCGACCAGACCGGAUGUGACGCAUAAUCACGUGGUUUACAUCCCACGGCGUUGAAGUUCAAUUAUUCCUACAAAUGUCACUGUAGAUCACUUCUGUGUAUUUCCCUUCGGAAAUAUACACAAAUAUAGAUAUAGUAAAG
This is a messenger RNA of Mizuhopecten yessoensis (Yesso scallop), 346 nucleotides long. RefSeq names its product apolipoprotein D-like. The transcript is spliced from 2 exons. NCBI's taxonomy places the organism in Eukaryota, Metazoa, Mollusca, Bivalvia, Pectinida, Pectinidae. Gene Ontology annotation, molecular function: pigment binding. The record is from RefSeq and is a predicted model, not a curated record. The annotation marks the transcript as partial.